ACGACACCUGGCAGCAUAAUCUCUCUGUUGACCGAGAGAUUGUUCGUGGCUUCGGAUGCUGGCGACACCCCAAAAGAACCCCUUCCACCGCCAUAAAACCAUCAAUAGUCUAAACUUUUGAAAUAGUCGUUCGUUCACGGUUGAGUUUGAAGGUGUACCACGCCGUAGUGCAGAAGAAUUUCUUGUACAGUUCAUCGUCGCCAGAUCUUGGGUGACUCUUGACCCAGCAGCAACAGCAGCAUCGUCAGUGGGUGUGAAUUGGCAGAUUCGCGAAUCGUCGUCAAUUGGUUCAGCCAACAAUGAAAGUGCUAGUGAUGUUUUCGGGCCUGAUGGCCGUGGCAUUGGCCGCUCCGGAACCUCAGUUUUUCGUUGGCGGGGUGGUUGGACUGAGGCCGCACGCAUUUAGAAAAGGCUUCUUUCCGGUUGCGGUUCCAUACCCGGCAGUAGCCGCCGUGCCCUAUCCAGUUCCAGUUCCGGUCGCACCCGCCGCCAUUCCCGUUCCAGUGCCAGUCCCAGUGGCUCCGAUUACUCCGGUGGGCCACUAUGGUCAUCCGGGUGGUUAUGGUGGACCAGCCUACGGUGGAGGUCGCAGCAACGCUCAGGCCCAGUCGGCCUCGUUCAGCAUAGGGCCGGGAGGUAUUACGGGCUCGUUUAGCAAGGCAGCAGCCGGCAGCAGUGCCGACGGAGGCUUCGGGGGAUCAGGGGCCACCGCAACGGCUGAAUCGGCCUCGUACGGUGGUGGUUUUGGCGGAUUUGGAGGAUCGGGCUCGAGUGCGCAAGCAUCGGCCAACUCGUUCGGAGGAGGUGGUGGCGGAUAUCCAUUCUUCGGUUGAGCUAUUCAGCACAUUGAUGGAUUGAUGGAGAAACUGCGAAGAGGCCAUAGUCAACAAAAACGUACUGUGAGAAUUUGAAGGCUAAUUUAUUAUGACAAAUUUAUUUCACAAAAUAAAUGUACUACGUGUCUUUAUA
This is a messenger RNA of Culex pipiens pallens (northern house mosquito), 969 nucleotides long. RefSeq names its product keratin, type I cytoskeletal 10-like. Bases 300 to 833 code for a protein of 177 amino acids. The transcript has 5 exons. The record is from RefSeq and is a predicted model, not a curated record. Lineage: Eukaryota; Metazoa; Arthropoda; Insecta; Diptera; Culicidae.